Diversispora eburnea is the source of this 762-nucleotide messenger RNA. Lineage: Eukaryota; Fungi; Glomeromycota; Glomeromycetes; Diversisporales; Diversisporaceae. The record is from the annotation of a GenBank genome assembly.
AUGAUUAAAAAAUUAUUUAUUAUUGCAUUUUCAAUAAUAAUAUUACAAAUAUCAUUGAUCUUUGGACAAUCUACAAAUUCAUCCCCAACAACGAUAAUAAAUUCAAUAAAUUCUAUUAAUACCUCAUCUUCACCUUCUUUAAGUAUAUAUUAUCCAACAGCUACAACAACAGCUACAACAGUUCCUGAUGAGGAUCCUGCACCAUUAAUUUCUCCUUAUAAAACUAUUCAAAUUCCAAUUAAUAAUGGAACAUGGCAAAUUUGUGCUCAAAAUUUAACAAAAUAUAUAAGUUAUAGUAUAAGAGUAAUAAAUGAAAAUAUUCCAGUAACUCCAGAUUUUGGCACAACGAAUUCCGGAUUAUCAACACGUAUACCGACAGCACCUACAGUAAAAGUUCUAGCUCGAGUAAUGUAUUCAAAUGGAUUAAAAUAUAUUUCUUCAUUAUCAUGUUAUAAAGAAUUUAUAACUAAAUGUGAUCAAGAUACCGGAAAAUUAUUAAUACAUGAACCGGAUCAAUAUUGUUUACAAUUAAAAAAUCCUGGUCCAUAUCCUCAAAAAGUUAAUGUUAGUGUAAGUUUUAUAAGUACGGUAUUUAAAGAUGGUGGAUUUACUAGUCCUAAUAUACCGGGUGGAAAUGAAAAACCUGAAGAUGAUGAUGGAAAUGAUAUAAUAAAUUCUUCUGGUGGUAACAUUAAUAUUAAUAGUAAUAAAUUUAAAAUAAUGUUGAUGGUUAUAUUAAUAAUAACAUUUAUUAAUUCAUGA